CCUGCAAAUGCAUGUAAUUCCAAUAAACUGAGGAUGCCACGUCAUCAGUUUUUCAGAAGAAAUGGGCGACUUAAAUAGUCAUCUCAAAUGAUAACCUAAAAUUUUAUGUAGUAAUUAGAUUUGGUAGAUUGAAGAGUCAUUAUCUGAGUAAGGAUAUUUUCGAAACGAAGAUUGUUGAACAAAAACUACGAUGGCUAAACGUAAAGCUAUUUCAUCAGAAAAAAAAGGACAAAAUUCAAGAAGGGUUCUUCCUAGGAAUCGACUACAAAAACAACAAAGUUUGUGGCGACGAAUGGUAAUACUCCUGUGCUUCUCAGUUUUCUGUGUACUCGUGGGCUGUGCAAUCUAUGGAAUUUACAGGUUGGCUGACUUUGUUGUCGAGGAUGAGUUGAGAACAAUUUAUGCAUUUGGUUUUCUGUUUUUCAUCUUCUUUGCUGGACUGAGUUUCGUUCUCUGGUACCACGGAUUUCAUGAUGCUGUCAUGGAUUUCAUUUUUCCUAUUGAUGAUAAGACAUCUUCAGAUACAAAGACGGCGAAAGGCAUGGCUUCGAAAGAUAAAAAGAAGUGAUUGAAUUAGAACAUUUUGCUUCCCAUUUAAUGCUACAUCGAACAUAAUGUUAUACUAUUUUACUUUCAAUAUUUUAUUAAAUUUUAAUGAAUUCAAGAUUUUAAUAAUAAAAUAUUCUCAAGACUA
This is a messenger RNA of Parasteatoda tepidariorum (common house spider), 694 nucleotides long. NCBI's taxonomy places the organism in Eukaryota, Metazoa, Arthropoda, Arachnida, Araneae, Theridiidae. The record is from RefSeq and is a predicted model, not a curated record.